This is a messenger RNA of Scatophagus argus, 1865 nucleotides long. It is a transcript of the gene glipr2l, whose product is annotated as GLI pathogenesis-related 2, like. Bases 364 to 834 code for a protein of 156 amino acids. Gene Ontology annotation, cellular component: extracellular region. The record is from RefSeq and is a predicted model, not a curated record. The transcript is spliced from 5 exons. NCBI's taxonomy places the organism in Eukaryota, Metazoa, Chordata, Actinopteri, Scatophagidae.
UUGUAGGAAUCUAAAGUCACAGAGUGGGUGUGUGCUUCUCUGAGCCAUUAGAAUAGGACAGGGCAUGUAGGCAGUAGAGGUGAAACAAAAGUUGAGGAAGCAGCAUGUGAUGUAGUUAUCAGUCCAGAUAAAUAGCUAAAGGGGAACCUUUUACAACUGCUGUAAGUGAGUUCAAAGGCAUUAGCAGCUGUUUCAAAGCGUCAGCGCAAGACAGACAGCACUUAAGUAAGAAGCAAGGGGAAAAAGACCAAGCAGCAGACAAAGAGGCAGAGCAAAAGAGAGCAGGAACAGAAAACAAGACAGAGGAGAAGCUGCCUUCGUUCAGUGCUGUGUGUGCUACUGAAGGCUUCCUGUGUCAGCACCAUGGGAAAGUCAGCCUCAAAGCAGUUUGCUGAGGAGGUGCUUCAGUGCCAUAAUGAGUACAGGAGGAAGCACCAGGCUCCUCCACUGAAGCUGAGCAGCAAGCUGAGCAGAGAGGCUGCCCGUUAUGCUGAAAGUCUGGCUAGCACACGGAUCCUGAAACACAGCGUGGAGUCCAGUAGAGGGAGCUGUGGAGAGAACCUGGCAUGGGCCUCCUACGACCAAUCAGGAAAGGAUGUGGCAGACCGCUGGUAUGAUGAAGUGAAACAGUAUAACUUCAACCGUCCUGGAUUUUCUUCUGGCACUGGCCAUUUCACAGCAAUGGUGUGGAAGAGCACUAAAAUGCUUGGCGUUGGUAAAGCCACUGCAUCAGAUGGAUCUUCUUUCGUGGUGGCCAGAUACUUUCCAGCUGGGAAUAUUACUAACCAAGGACACUUUGAGAACAACGUCCUCCCAGCUAAAACCACAAGCUAAGGAUGUCUGCAUCACCAACACUUCAAAGCAUGUAUUUCAUUUUCCAGAAAGUCUGCCUGCACUGCCAUAGGGGACACUCAGGAGAGCAUCGCUUCUUACCCAGGAAAGAACCAUACUACUAUCUUGAGUGUGUUUUACAAGAUGGGAUGCACCGUCUUGUUUUCGGUUUGAAAGUGGACUUGUGUAAGGUGCAGUGUUAAGCAUGAAAGACGCACUACUAUUUGAUGUUGCUAACAAAACAUUGCAAGCAUAUGGACUGUGUAAUCUAAAUGUUUAUGAUCAUUCACCAUGUGACUGUAUUCCAUUCAUCAAUGCCAGUACUUGUAUAAUUUCACACAUGAAAUGCAUCAUAGCCUCACAUCUGUAUUUGUGGAAGAAUGGGAGCUAAGUCAGUCAAAGAAGCAGGCUUAACACAUUAACACAUGGAGUCAUUGCUUAGUAACUCAAGGCAGACGACUCAGCACGCUUGGUUGUUAUUGUGUGCCACUUGUAAAAAGCAGAACACCGCAGUCCCGGGUGUGUGUUUUGUACUCUAAUUACUUUUGUACAAUAAAGUUGAUAGAUUGUCAGGAAUACAUUUGGCAUGUGUCUGUGCAUGUUUGUAUCAUCUGUAUUUCUUUGAGAGUGAGGAACAGAAGAAAAUGAGAGUUUAAUUUCAUCAUGGCAUCCAAUUUUUUUUAAGGAAAAUGUGACUCCUGAAUAUGGCACAGAGCUGGCAAAGUAUAGAAUGAAAUUUGAGACCAUGCAAGCAGUUGUAUAUGUAAACAUCAAUGAUUUGUUGUUAAAGGUCUGAAUAAUUGUCAGACUUGCAUAAAUCUUCUGUGUCUCUUUCUUUAAUAUUUGCAGAGUGCCUCUGUUCCUCUGCCUCAGUAAUGCUACAAUGUACUUGCAAGGUUUCUCUUAAAAAGCCCUUACCAAUAAUUGUUUUUUUUACCAUGUCUUUUUCACCCAGUCCUCUGCUGCACACUAACAGCAUGUGAUGAUGUACGAUGCCUUUCAUAUUAAAUGUCCAGUUCAUAUGAACACUUUGA